AAAAACAAAUAAGUACACAGUCAGCAAAAUAAUUUGUUUUCCCACUUUUAAUCGUAGUUUAAACUUGAUCUGUGCUUUUAUUAUUAGCGGGCUAAGCUAAACUGCCGCUUGUCGCAAUAUAUAAAAUAAACCGGUUUUAUCCUACGUAAUAAACGCUGAACUUGUGCUAAUGCGACCGUAUGUGAUUUUCCUCAUCCGUAUCGAGACUGCGUUUUGCGCCGCGCAGUCCUCGGACUCUUCGUACGACGGAAUCUACGAAACGUGUUUUAAACGAAGUGAAGUAAACUAAAUUAAUUAUGUGUCUUUUAAAAUUUUUGGUUUUGGCAAUCGUGCCAUUGUCUUUCGCUCAAAAUAUUCCUAAGGCGACUAAUCUCCACAAUGGGCUCACCGAGAAGAUUGGAAAUUUUUCCAUUGAAUUAUUGUAUCACACCUCGAAUUUGGAGCAGAGUAAAGGUAACUUGAUUAUGUCUCCAAUCACCGUUUGGACGGUUUUGGCGGUAAUAGCUGAAGGCGCGUCUGGGAAUACGAGACGGCAGAUCAAUCACGCGUUACGGCUACAAGCAAAGCAUACGAACGUCACUCGAAGCGAAUUCCAAAAAAUCUCAGAAUGGCUCCGAGUCAACACGAACACAAUAGAACUCGCCAAAAUCAAUGCCAUAAUUGUCGAUAAGCAACGUUUGCCACAACAAGACUUUCAUGACAAUGCAAAGACCUAUUAUGAAACUGAUAUGAUAACACUUAACUUCGAAGAUGCACAGAACUCUGCUAAUUUAUUGAAUUCAGCCAUCUCCAACUUCACCCAUGGUAAAAUACCAAAGAUAGUUGACACCGGUAGUUUCCAAGACUCCCAAAUGCUGUUGACUAGUGCACUCUAUUUUAAAGGUCAGUGGACUAUACCAUUUAACACAUCGUCUACAUCAAAACUACCUUUUUACAAUAGUAAAGGUGAAAAAAUUGGUGAAGUGAACAUGAUGUACAAUCGACAUACAUAUCCAUUCUCGAACAUUAAAAUAUUAAAUGCAAGAGUCAUUGAGUUGCCAUACGGUGUAGAAAACCGCUUGUCAAUGUUAAUCAUGGUGCCAAACCCUGGUGUUUCACUUGCAAGUAUGUUCAUGAAGUUCAAGGAGCUUUCAUUAGAUUCAUUCUUUGAAGAAUUGCGCAUCUCUAAGGAGGAAUUUUCAGAUGAUGAAGUCGAUUGUUUCAUUCCGAGAUUCAAAAUUGAGUCUAAUUUGGAUAUGACAUCGGUGUUGAAGAAUGCCAUGGGUAUCGAGGAUUUGUUUGAUGCGAGGAAAGCUGUUUUACCACAUAUGGCUCGGACUCCUAUGUUUGUGUCGAAAGUGGUACACAAAGCAGAAAUUGAAGUUACAGAAGCAGGAACAACAGCUGCCGGAGUAACAGUCGCAGAAUUCAGCAACCGAAUAGGAGUUGUAAGAUUUGAGGCGAAUCGUCCCUUCACUUACAUGAUUGUAGAGAAAGUAACAAAUUCAAUUGUAUUUGGAGGCUUUUAUACGGAGCCAUCACUUUACUAAUUCCGAGUAUGUUAAAUGUAUGUGUAACUUGAAACAAUUGAAAGAUCUGAAUAGUUUAAUUGUGGUUUUUUUAUUGAUUGCUAGCUAACCUGACAGUCAUUGUCCUGUCAAUUUAUGCUAACAGUAGAAGUAUGUCAGAAGUAGUGUGCAUGAAACAGAUAUUGUCAGUAUAUUAAAAUGUGCUUAAAUUGAUAACAUUGUGAUGAUUCAAAUAAAUAUUUUUAUAUUUCUCAAAUGAAAAUCAUAGAUUCCAAACCAAAUUGUAAUCAAAACAUACAUAAGUUUAUACUGUGCAAUAGGAAAAAAAAACAUCAAAUGUAAAUAAAACUAUACAGCAAAAGGAAAAUGCAUAGUAAUAAUUACUAGAAUUAUGCAUUGGGCUUCUUUGGAAAUAUGUUUGUAUCAACUCUGGAUUGGACUCGAACUUGUAAUUCGUAAUAGGAAAAUGUUAAAAUGAAAACAUUGCAAUGAGCAAUGUUCUACUGAAGUUUCUUUAGAAUUAUUCUACUACUAGGUCUGAAUAUGCUUUUCAAUGACGGUGUUGGAAGGAAAGCUCAAGGGCAUAGUGCUAAACAGCUUCUGGAACUUUUAAACAUCACAAUGCUUGCCACCAUGAGAUAAGAGGUUUAAGUCUUGACUUUUAACACGUGAAUGUGAUAGGUGAGAACACUGAAUAUUAGGCAUAUAACUGUUAACGUUAUAUUAAAAACUCAGUAAUAACUUGAUCAUAUAAUCUCUGAUUAGUUUAUUAGUAUAUUUUUGGAGGUUGAGUCUAUGUAUACUUCUAGACUAUCGUGUCAAUUAUACAAAGAAAGCCCUCCCUUGAAAGCGUUUGCACAGUGUGUUGUGUUAUAGCAAUAUUAGAUGAACUGGAAUUUCAAAAGUAAAAAGUUUACGAUUUACCAUUAAUGCUUUUAAUAAAAAAAUAUAUAAAUGUU
Molecule: messenger RNA, 2467 nt
Organism: Bombyx mori (domestic silkworm)
Lineage: Eukaryota; Metazoa; Arthropoda; Insecta; Lepidoptera; Bombycidae
Gene: serpin-4
Product: serine protease inhibitor 4
Molecular function (GO): serine-type endopeptidase inhibitor activity
Source: RefSeq, marked provisional